Messenger RNA from Jaminaea rosea, 690 nucleotides. RefSeq lists its product as hypothetical. The record is from RefSeq and is a predicted model, not a curated record. The transcript has a single exon. Lineage: Eukaryota; Fungi; Basidiomycota; Exobasidiomycetes; Microstromatales. The annotation marks the transcript as partial.
UCGAAGCUCCCGAAGACGAGCGAAGAUGGGCAAGAGGGGAUCAACAACUGCAAAAAGGGCGAGACUUCGGGCCAAGACUCCAUGUGCCAGACUGCCGUGAUCAACGACGCAGACGACUUCUGUCUUUGGGCUCCGCCUAAGCCCAAUACACAAGUCGCCGUCUCGGAGGAGAUCGAGGUGGCCUGGUGCACAAAGGAUCACGGCGCACGCUUGAUCCCUGAUGGGACCCUCACCUCUGUCCACUUUGUCAAGACGUCAGCCUACGUCCAGGUCACAGGCACGGGCGACUUCACCAAGAUCAACAUCGCCGCGGGUGACCAGGGCGGUGAGCUCGACCCUCAUGGUGCUACGGGCAAUGGCAACCCGAUCGGCGGCCUGGUCUACACCACAGCCUUCACAGGGAAGCACGAGCAGAUCAACGAAUGGAUGUCCGAGAUCAGCGCAACGGACUUCUGCUUCCGCGGCUGCCGAGGCACCAACGCUACGAGCCAGAUGAUGUGUAGCCACAUCUACGACGAGAUGGGAUGCGGCUUCAUCAUGCCCGCCAACUAUGCUGCUGGGACGUUCGAGUCGUGCGAGGGUGACGUGGCUAUGGCGCCUGGUAUCAUCAGCUCAUGGACAUUCACGCAGGGUGACCCUGUCACGCCCAGCCCGCGUAGCGCUCCCUCCUCGUCGAAUUGCAAGACCAUG